CCUCUCCCGCCGGUCGGGCUCACAACUGAAGAGUCCAUCGAUGCGAGAAAAGCUGUCUUCGCGUCACUCCCGUCACCUAUGGAUAUGCCAGACGACGAUAUUAAACCUAUCGUGCUUCCACAUCCAUAUACGCUGCAUGAGCUUCUUGGAAACGCGCCCUUGGUUCGUGCUCGUUCUAUGGCAAGUGCAAUACUGAUAUCAAUGCUCUCCCAGUAUAGACUUCUGUACGACCUUACGACAUACUGGUGCCCGGACCGUGAGGAGCAUGGAUACUACCUAGCCCCUAUCUUUCGGUGCAGCACGAAUCCUCGUGUUACCACUGCGCAUAGAUGGGGUGGUGUCGAUGUCAUCGGUCCUUCCUCUGAACCAAUUGAAUGCUUUUACAACACGGAUGGCAAGUGGUACUACGCUGGCGUAUAUAGACUGUUCCGCAUGGACGACCUCACCACGCAGGAAUGGGAUGCCCUAUCACACGAAGCGACUCAGGCUCUGAUCAAAGAGACGAUAGCGGCCCGCAAGAACGUCUCCCCUCAAACCCUCUACGAGAUCGGCCAGCUGUACGCUGCUGGCGCCCUCAGAAUCGGAUGCGUCGGACUGCAAUGUAUCGGAUUCAACGCGCCCCUCUACUCGGCCAUCCGCGAGUACGCCGACACGCUGACCCGUGCGCGCAAGCUCAGCGCGGACAGCACGCGCUCGGCGGGCUCGCCGUUCCGCGCGCCUAUCGGACCGGGACCCGGCUCGCCUCGGCCCUUCGGAUCACCGAGGAUCGCGCCCGGCGCUGCGUCGCCGCUGCCUGCCCCGAUCGGCACUGGCUCGCCCAGGCGCUCUCGUGUCGCGUCCCCGAUGCCUGCGCCUAUUGGCUCUCCGAGGUCUGCUAUGGGAUCGCCGACGCCGAUGCCGAGACCGAUUGGAUCUGGGUCUCCGCGGCUGGGGAGCCCGAGGCCUCCUACGAUGAGGAAGGGGAGCAACGUGCCUCCGCCUGGGAUCGCUUGA
Messenger RNA from Coniophora puteana RWD-64-598 SS2, 993 nucleotides. RefSeq lists its product as uncharacterized. The annotation marks the transcript as partial. The transcript is spliced from 4 exons. Lineage: Eukaryota; Fungi; Basidiomycota; Agaricomycetes; Boletales; Coniophoraceae. The record is from RefSeq and is a predicted model, not a curated record.